This is a messenger RNA of Cladocopium goreaui, 677 nucleotides long. Lineage: Eukaryota; Dinophyceae; Suessiales; Symbiodiniaceae. The record is from the annotation of a GenBank genome assembly.
GACUAGUUGCGACGUGGAAAUCCUGAACGGGGACGCACUGCAGCCUUCUGGAUUGGAGCUUUUCAUCACCAUUGUCAACGAGGAGGCCAACUGCACCAUGCAGGACUUCAAGACAAAGGCCAACCAGAGGAUUGUCAACAAAUCCAAGAUAUCCGAGGAGGCGUGCAGCCAGCUGGACAUCCUGUCCUCCACAAAGAUGUGUGGUGGAAAGUUUGAGUCAACCACGAUUGCAUUGAGUUGGGUCUCAGAUUCAGAGGCUGUCACUUGGAACAAUGACAGGUCCCUGAUGAAGCAGAAGAUCAAGUUCAACCUCACCUGCAGCGACAGGAUUUGGAAUCCGUUUCCCUUAUCGGUGGACGUGAAUUCCUACCCGGACGCUGACGUUGGGAAGUUCUUGUUUAAGGGCUGAGGGCAACGAUCCCACAAUGUGUCACAAGAUAUGUCACAACGUGAUCCAUAGAAGUACGGCAGCGAUCGGAAUCGAAAGGGUGCUGAGCACGAAGCCAAUUGUCAUUGGGGCGUAGGUGCCCUGAUGUUGAAUCGCCAGUCCAAAAGGUGGGCCUUGGUGCAUUUGCGCUGGAUGGUGUCAUCAGAGUCCCCAGUGGAACCAACGUGCCUGUGCUACACAGAGUAUCACACAGUAAAGGCAAAAAGAAUCGAAAAGAAGUGACCUAGAG